Molecule: messenger RNA, 538 nt
Organism: Sphaerodactylus townsendi
Lineage: Eukaryota; Metazoa; Chordata; Lepidosauria; Squamata; Sphaerodactylidae
Product: histone H2A type 2-C-like
Exons: 1
Coding region: 53-442 (129 amino acids)
Cellular component (GO): nucleosome
Molecular function (GO): protein heterodimerization activity; structural constituent of chromatin; DNA binding
Source: RefSeq, a predicted model, not a curated record
GCCUGGUCAGUUUCACGUGGUUGCGCUCCCGAUCCUUUUGGUGGUAGUUGAGAUGUCCGGGCGGGGGAAGCAGGGCGGGAAGGCGCGGGCCAAGGCGAAGACGCGCUCCUCUCGGGCCGGGCUGCAGUUCCCGGUGGGCCGCGUGCACCGGCUGCUGCGCAAAGGCCACUACGCCGAGCGGGUGGGCGCCGGGGCACCUGUCUACCUGGCCGCCGUGCUGGAGUACCUGACGGCCGAGAUCCUGGAGUUGGCCGGCAACGCGGCCCGCGACAACAAGAAGACGCGCAUCAUCCCGCGCCACCUGCAGCUGGCCAUCCGCAACGACGAGGAACUCAACAAGCUGCUGGGCAAGGUCACCAUCGCCCAGGGCGGCGUCCUGCCCAACAUCCAGGCCGUCCUCUUGCCCAAGAAGACCGAGAGCCACAAGGCCAAAGGGAAGUGAGUGGUACCAGUCGGCCACCCAGUCGUGGAACCCGCCCCCUUACAAAGGCAAAAAAACCCAAAAACCCAAAGGCUCUUUUCAGAGCCACCCACAAUC